AUGGCAGAACAGGAUGCUAGAGCAGCCAAUGAGGAUAACCAACAAAGGGCUAUUCGGGACUAUAUAAGGCCGGUUGUCAAUGACAACUAUUUUGGCAUCGUACGCCCAGCAAUUGGUGCAAACAAUUUCGAAUUGAAGCCAGGGGAUAAAGCAAAGGCUUGGUUCCAGUCACUACCGUAUGGCUCAAUUACAAUUUGGGAUGAUUUGGCUCAGAAAUUCCUGACCAAGUACUUUCCACCUUCUAAAUCAGCUCAACUUCUCGCCUGGGAAAGAUUUAAAGACUUGCUUAGGAGAUGUCCUCAACAUGGGUUCCAGAAAUGGGUGCAAAUUGAGAUAUUUUAUAAUGGGCAGACAAGGACUAUGUUAGAUGCAGCUGCGGGAGGCAUUUUAAUGGCUAAAACAGCAGAGGCUGCAUAUGCUUUAUUGGAUGACAUAGCUACCCAUAGUUACCAAUGGCCAAGUGAGAGAUCGGGUGUAAAGGAAGUACUAGGACUUCAUGAAGUGGAUCCCAUCACCGCACUAGCAACUCAGGUUGCAUCACUCACAAAUCAGAUAGUCACGCUUACCACUCAAAGAAAUCAACAGAAGGUAGAUUCAGUUAUGAGUACUUCUUCAUCACACCAUGAAACAGAGAUUGCAAAUGAGCAGGCUCAAUAUGUCAACAAUAGAAACUACAAUCAAAGAGGAAACUACCAGGCUAAUCACUACCGUCCAGGGCUGAGAAAUCAUGAAGACUUAUCAUAUGGCAACAAUAGAAACACACUUCAACCUCCACCUGGAUUCAACACUCAAAAUUCUGAAGGAAAACCAUCCUUGGAAGACAUACUCAGGACAUUCAUCUCUGAAACAAGGUCACGCCUCAACAAAGAUGAAUCACGGUUAGAUAAUAUUGAAACCCAUGUGUCUAACAUGGGAGCCACAAUGAAGAAUCUUGAAGUGCAGAUUGGUUAG
Olea europaea var. sylvestris is the source of this 951-nucleotide messenger RNA. RefSeq lists its product as uncharacterized. The coding region runs from base 1 to 951 and encodes 316 amino acids. NCBI's taxonomy places the organism in Eukaryota, Viridiplantae, Streptophyta, Magnoliopsida, Lamiales, Oleaceae. The transcript has 3 exons. The record is from RefSeq and is a predicted model, not a curated record.